UCGUCUAUCAAUCCGAAGUUCGGAUCUGGGGGAUCGAAUCGUGCUCGAACAGAGCAACAGUCAUCUGACCAAUCAAACGGAAACGCAAAUCGUCGCCCGAAACUAUCACCGGUGCGCUUCUUUAUCCUGCUCGUGUCUGCCGGUUUGACGUUCUUUGCGGGCUACGCGCUGACGCAUAAUGCACCCUAUGUGAUGGAUAUGCAGAAGUUCAUGUAUCUGUUGGAACGAGGUGAGGUACAGAGUAUCGUGUUGCAUCCGCGUAGACGAUUCGCUAUUGUGAAACUGCACACACCACUACGGGAGGCCGGUGAUAAGGUGAGCGAGAAAAUUCCACUCACAGAUUGUUGUCCGAUAUUCCUCAUCGUGUUCACUUCAAUCAACUGGUACUUUGCUGUCCUGCAUUCGUUCAACGGCUGCUACUAG
This is a messenger RNA of Echinostoma caproni, 423 nucleotides long. NCBI's taxonomy places the organism in Eukaryota, Metazoa, Platyhelminthes, Trematoda, Plagiorchiida, Echinostomatidae. The record is from the annotation of a GenBank genome assembly.